AUGUCAGUUGUUGCUAAGAAAAUCGGUGUUAUUAUGGGUUCCACAAGGAAUCCAAGAGCAUGUCCAUUAUUUACCAAUUUCAUCAUUGAUAUAAUCAAAACCACUAAUCCCAGUGCAAUCUUAGAUAAAAAGAAUAAAGUUUCAUUAGAAAUUGUCGAUUUGAAUGAUUUUGCAUUACCGAUGUUGAAUGAAACCAUACCACCUUUAUUAAUUAAAAAUUCUUCAAAUUAUGAUCAUUCACAUACAAAGAAAUGGAGUGAAAAAAUAUCAACUUUUGAUGGGUUUAUUAUUGUUUCACCACAAUAUAAUUGGGGGUAUCCAGCUGUUUUGAAAAAUGCCAUUGAUUAUCUUUGUCAUGAAUGGUUUGAAAAACCUGUUAUGAUUGUUACUUAUGGUGGAUAUGGUGGUAAUAAAUGUAAUGAACAAUUAACACAGGUAUUAAGAGAUGGUUUAAGGAUGAAAGUUACUGAUAAGACUGUUAUGUUGAAAUUCCCAUCAAGAGAAUUCGCUCUUGAAGUUGUUAGUGAUAAAUAUAUGAGCAAAUCCUUUUUAAGUGAGGGAUUGUUCAGCGAAUAUAAGGAUGAUGUCGUGAGUGCUUUCGAUGAAUUAGUUGAAAAACUGUGA
Molecule: messenger RNA, 624 nt
Organism: Naumovozyma dairenensis CBS 421
Lineage: Eukaryota; Fungi; Ascomycota; Saccharomycetes; Saccharomycetales; Saccharomycetaceae
Gene: LOT6
Product: flavin-dependent quinone reductase
Exons: 1
Coding region: 1-624 (207 amino acids)
Cellular component (GO): cytosol
Molecular function (GO): oxidoreductase activity; FMN binding
Source: RefSeq, a predicted model, not a curated record